AUGGUGAACCACCGACGCGCUUCUUCUUACAAUCCGACGACGGAGGAAGACAAUGCUAUGUUUCUUGAUAUACUGCAUGAAGCUCCUCUAUUCGGUCAUCGAGAAUCUAGAAGUCUUGUUGGAAGUUGCAUGUACCUUAUCAUAUUGGCAAGUUAUGCUGUUUUGGCAGCAGGAGCACCAUGGAUGCUUCAGCCUGUACAGUCACUUAUCCCAUCGCUGCUUUGCAGCUGCAAUGUUGCUCUGUUGAUGUUAACAGGAAUGUUUCAGCAAUAUUUUGUCAAUCAGGUCCAGAAAAUACGCUUGCAGGGUUAUUACAGUUUCAGUCAGAAAUUGAAACAUGUAGUUCGUCUGCCAUUUGCCAUCAUGGCAUAUGGAACUGCAUCUAUGCUGCUGUUCAUGGUGUGGAGACCAUAUGUCACUGUUGUUCCCAUUUUAACUGUGCAGAGGUUCAUCAUGUCCGUUGAAGCAAUUUCCGCGGCUUCUUUUAUGAUUGUAUUUGUUGGUUAUGUUCGCCAGUAUAACUCAGUGAACUCGCAGCCAGAUGUCUUGAAUUCAUUAUAUUCUCCCCUUCAACCGGCUGCUUUGGAAGGAUUGAGGUACCAUGAAGCUGGUCGCCUUUCUGAUCAGCAAAUGGCUCUACUUCAAUACCAGCGCGAGAAUCUGCAUUAUCUCAGCGAAGAGAGUGAGUGCCUGACCCUGUUUUUGCGUGUUCAGAUUCUGCGUUUGCAGGAGUCCUUAAGCAAAUAUGAAGAGUCUAAUGGUAGUAGCACUCCUCAGGUUGAUCUGGCACAUCUUGUGGCGACCCGUGAUCAGGAACUACGAACACUUUCUGCUGAGGUGGAUCAACUCCAUUCUGAGCUUAAUCUCGCUCGAUCUCUGAUCUCUGAGAGAGAUAGAGAGAUACAGCACGUCAGGAAUACCAAUAAUCAGUACGUGGCAGAGAAUGAGAGGUUAAGAGCUAUUCUGGGAGAAUGGAGUAUGCGUGCCGCAAAGCUUGAGCGAGCUCUGGAGGUGGAGAAGGUAUCAAAUCUUGAACUGAGGAAGAAAGUUUCAGCUGUGAGAGAGCAGAUGCAGAUGCAAUGA
Molecule: messenger RNA, 1083 nt
Organism: Thlaspi arvense
Lineage: Eukaryota; Viridiplantae; Streptophyta; Magnoliopsida; Brassicales; Brassicaceae
Source: the annotation of a GenBank genome assembly